Molecule: messenger RNA, 1092 nt
Organism: Vitis riparia (riverbank grape)
Lineage: Eukaryota; Viridiplantae; Streptophyta; Magnoliopsida; Vitales; Vitaceae
Product: GDSL esterase/lipase At1g71250
Exons: 5
Coding region: 1-1092 (363 amino acids)
Molecular function (GO): hydrolase activity, acting on ester bonds
Source: RefSeq, a predicted model, not a curated record
AUGGUGAAGCAACAACCACUGCGGUCUGCAGCAGUGCUGCUUCUGCUGCUGCUUAGUCUACAAUUCUCGACUCAGGUUGCAAGAUCGCAGAGGGUUCCAGCGAUCUUUUGUUUUGGAGACUCGUUGAUAGAUGAUGGCAACAACAAUUUCCUGGACUCCAUAGCCAAAUCAAACUACUACCCUUACGGGAUUGAUUUCAGAGGCCCUACUGGCAGGUUUUGUAAUGGGAAAACCAUUGUUGAUCUACUUGCUGAGAUGUUAGGUGUUUCAUAUCCUCAACCUUUCGCAGAUCCUGGCUCAACAGGGUCCAAAAUAUUUAGUGGAGUGAAUUAUGCUUCAGCAGCUGCUGGCAUCCUUGAUGAAACUGGCCAAAACUACGGACAAAGGUUUAGCUUGAGCCAACAGGUGCUGAAUUUUGAGACCACAUUGAGCCAAAUGAGAACAAUGGCGAAUGGAACAACUCUGAGUCGGUACUUGGCCAAAUCCAUAGUUAUAAUGGUUUUCGGGAGCAAUGACUACCUCAACAACUACCUCAUGCCUUCCCUCUACCCUUCCAGCUACAACUAUAGUCCCCCGGAUUUCGCCAACCUCCUCCUCAACCAUUAUGCUCGUCAAAUUUUGGCACUGUAUAGUUUAGGGUUAAGGAAGUUCUUCCUAGCCGGGAUUGGACCACUUGGUUGCAUGCCAAACCAGCGAGCCUUGGCGCCGCCCGGUCGAUGUCUCGACUACGAUAAUCAGAUACUUGGUACCUUCAAUGAAGGGCUCAGGGCACUCGUCAACCAGCUGAAUGGGAACCAUCCUGGCUCCAUCUUUGUGUAUGGCAAUACUUAUGGUAUUUUUGGUGACAUUCUCAAUAAUCCUGCUACUUAUGGGUUCAGAGUAGUGGAUAGAGGGUGCUGUGGACUAGGAAGAAACCAAGGGCAGAUAACAUGUCUGCCUAUGCAAAUGCCAUGCCUAAACAGGAAUGAAUAUGUGUUUUGGGAUGCCUUUCAUCCAACCACGGCUGCCAAUGUCAUCCUCGCUCAAACGGCCUUCUAUGGUCCUCCCUCUGAUUGCUACCCCAUCAAUGUCCAGCAAAUGGCUCUCAUUUAA